UUAGCACAGUAGCUAACAACUUCCCAGGUCAACUUAUUCACGUGAAAAGUGACAACACCAACGAAUAAGCGGAACGCAGCCAAACAUUUGUUUCUUGUGUUUAUAAUUUGCCGCAUUAGCUCUCAAACUAUAUACACUUAAUAUUUAUAUUUUAGUGGCGACUUUAAUUCACCUAAAAUGGUCUUUUACUUCACGAGUGCCGUGGUGAACCCCCACCACACAAUCUACAUGGGAAAAGACAAAUAUGAAAAUGAGGAUUUGAUAAAGUACGGAUGGCCUGAAGACAUCUGGUUUCAUGUGGACAAACUGUCUUCAGCUCACGUUUAUCUGAGACUGCCAAAGGGUCGGACCAUAGAUGAUAUUCCCCCCGAGGUGCUGGUAGAUUGUGCACAGCUGGUGAAAAACAACAGCAUCCAAGGCUGUAAGAUGAACAACAUCAAAGUGGUUUACACACCUUGGGCCAACCUGAAAAAAACGGGAGACAUGGACGUUGGACAGAUCGGCUUCUUUCGACAGAAAGAGGUGAAGAUUGUGGCAGUGGAGAAGAAGGUCAAUGAGAUCGUAAACCGCCUGGAGAAAACCAAAGAUGAACGCUUCCCUGACCUGGCAGCCGAGAAAGAGUCGAGGGACCAAGAGGAGAGGAACGAGAAGAAAGCUCAGCUUCUAGACCUGAAGAAGCAAGAGAAGGAGGAACAGAAGAGGAAAAAAGAGAUGGAGGAACUCAAGAGCUACUCUUCACUGAUGAAGAGUGAAAAUAUGACGACCAAUGAGGACGGUAACGAUUCAGACGACUUCAUGUAAGAGGUGAACGCUAAGCAGACAGAACCGGCGCCAUCACUCCGACCCGCCAUCAGGAUGCUUUAGCUUGCUGUAACUCUGCACUGACAUUGAAAUUAAAACUAAGAAAAAGACACGUGGAGCAGAACCAGAGUCAAUGAGGGACAGCGCCAUGGAUUUAUUCCACAUGCUGAUUGGUUAAGACACUCCUUGAACCAAGCUUCAUGGCCUCUUCCUCAGUGGAGAAGAACCGCAGGAAGACCGGAGGGCUGAGCAUCAUUUUAGGGGGGGUGGCACUCAAAUAGUAGAGCUGUGUUUUCACUGAUGUUGAUUUAUGAUAAAAAAAAAUAUGUAUGGGUAUUUUUACGACCCUACAAUCCCGUUGUUGACUUUCUGUAUGUGUUCAUUUUGCUGCAUAUCAGAUUUUAUUCGAUUCAGUUCAAUGUAUUAAACUGUUACUUAUUGACAUAUUCUUUUGAACAGCACCAGUCGCAGCCUAAUUUUCGUAAGUCGUAUGCUUAUUCUGUCAUACCUGUUUUAACCCAAAAAUAUUGGCAAAGGUGGAAUCAGUCAAGUUUGUAACCAGAAAGAAAAAAUGAAUCAAAGUGGUCGAAUUAUAUAUCAUUUUUCAUACCUCAGGACCACUGUGAUAGUGACAGUGUAGUUCAAAGUUCAUUAAACAGUUCUUUAGCUUUUCACAAAAAGCUAAUUAAAUCUGUAAAUGUACCGUGAGCGAAAGCUGUUUUAUCUUUUACAUAAAAAUGUUCAAUACUGGAUAAGAUGUAAUUGCAGCUGUCUGCAUGCAGGGAAAUACACAUUAUACAAUUUUGACACAAACUUGCGGCAUUAUUCUUCCUCUCCUGUAGGUGGCAGCAUCAACACAUCCACCACAGACUGAGGAUCUAAAGGUGUGCAAUGCUGAUGUGGUUACUGUCCAUUCUAAGGCGUCGUUGUUUGACCGUUGUCUUUGUGGAGGACCCGCUGUCUGCUAAAUGAGGAACUGUGCUCCUUUAAUGCUGUUGGACUGCAAACUAGUUGUAUUCGGAACAAUGCUUAAUCGUUUCACAAUGUAAUUUGUUUAACUUUAAAUUGAAUCAUUCUUUCAGGUAAUUUAUUUCCAUUUCCUCGCUCUCCAAUGUUUAAAAGCUGAAUCAUACUACCCAGGUGACUGUUUCAUGACAAUAAAUAAAUCAACAAUCCCAAAGGGCA
Gasterosteus aculeatus aculeatus (three-spined stickleback) is the source of this 1986-nucleotide messenger RNA. RefSeq names its product coiled-coil domain containing 25 (gene ccdc25). The record is from RefSeq and is a predicted model, not a curated record. NCBI's taxonomy places the organism in Eukaryota, Metazoa, Chordata, Actinopteri, Perciformes, Gasterosteidae.